Messenger RNA from Rotaria sp. Silwood2, 7380 nucleotides. Lineage: Eukaryota; Metazoa; Rotifera; Eurotatoria; Philodinida; Philodinidae. The record is from the annotation of a GenBank genome assembly.
AUGUCUUCAAGUUUAACAACUCCAUCAACACUUGAACUUCUAUCAAAUGAAUUUUUUGAUUAUAUUGAAACACAUCGUGAAAAAAUUCCAUUACUUAUUAUAGUUUAUAUAUUAACUAUUAUUUGGAUUAUUUAUCUUAUACUAUAUCAUUCACGUAUACAGGGUAUUAUAUUAUCAUAUAUAUUAAGACGUUUCUAUUUUAAAGAUGCAACACAAAUGAAAUUUGAUUCAUUUUCAAUAUCAUUUAUAUCUGGUUCAAUCAUGUUUAGAAAUUUACAUUAUACAACAGGAAAUUAUUUUGUUUGUGUUAGAGAUGGUUGUUUAACUUUUCGUUAUUGGUCUAGAAUAAAUAAGAAAUCAGUAAUACGCUUAAGAAUAAAACUUAAUCAUGUUGAUAUACUAUUUUGUACUCCAAUUCGUUCAAAUACAAUUUCAGAAACAAAUAAUUUAAAUGAUGAUUUACACAAAGGAUUAAUUCAUGGAAAUUCAACAAAAACGGAUGAUACACAAAGUGUAAAUACAGUUAAAGGUAAUGAAGAAGGUUUUCUUGUUCAAAGUCUUCGAAGUCUUUUUCCAGCCAUUGAAAUAAAAAUCCAACAUGGUCGAAUAUCUAUUCGACAUAAUACAUUACCAUAUAGUUUAUCAAUGCGUUUUAGUACAAUGACUAGUAUAUUUACAAGUGAAUCGCCAUCAAAAUAUGCUCCACAAAUUGAUCUGAUGACACUUAUUUAUAGUUUAACAUAUAGAAAUCUUCGAAUACAACUUUAUCGAAAUGAAUCUUAUCAAGGAGAACAAAAUGACAUUUUACCGCCUAUCCCACCAUCCAAAAAAGCAGAUGUUAAUAUGUUUCAAAUCUUCGAAUGUUCUGAAGGUGAACUUGAAUAUGAACAAGAUGUACCUGGUAAAAUGAUUGAACAAUUAGAAAAUGGUGAAUCAAUACCUGGUGUACAUUGGGAAAUUCGUAUUAAAUGUAAUAAAGAAACAAAAAUUGCCUAUGGACCUUGGGCUGAUCGACAAAGAGAAUUAUUAUGGCAAUAUUUUUUACCAACCAUAUAUGAAGAAUCUUUAAUAACAUCGGAACCAUCAAUUGGUCAAACAAGAAUAUUUAAAUCAGUUCAUUUUAAAUUAUUACUCAAUUGUCCAACAACAUUAGAUCUUUAUUUUAUGAAUAAAAUGAAACUUCAACAACUUCAUAUUGAAUGCCCUUUGAAAGGUUCACAUAUUAAUGUAGUGCUUCCAUUUUCAACAAAUCCUGAUGGUUUUGAUACAUUUUUAUCAAUGAAUAUAUUGCAACCAAUAAUUCGUACGAAUCUGUCAUUUUCACCAUUAGCUCAAGCUGAAAAUAUUCUUAUUAAUGUUCAUAUUCAUUAUCCUCGUUUAUGGAAUUCAUUACAAAAUUGGCUUAUUGAUAUUACUGCAAAAAAGCCUAAAGUCUAUUUUGUUUUUGAACACAAAAACUUUUUUCAAGGUUUAAUCAAUGAUUGGUCAUCAUCCUUACCACCUGAUAUAUAUUCAUUUACACCAUUUAUUUAUGAUAUAACUGUUCGUGGUGAUCAAGUUGAAAUAUUAAUUCCUUGUAAUCAAGGAAAUUGGAUUGAUUGUUCAAAUGGAGGUGAUCAAGAAUCUGAAGAAAAUAAUUAUGUAUCAUUAUGUGCUAAAUCACUUUUAUUAACUUAUCCAUUAGUAUUUUCUGAAUUUUGUCCAAAAAAUACAGCAACGGAUUUAACAAUUGAAACUAAAGAUAUACUUGCACGUCUUGUUAUACCACGAAGUAAUCGAAUGUAUUAUAUUAUAGAAGGACUUGAUAUGCAUAAACGAUUUUACACACCAGAAGGUGUUAAAUCACAAUUGUCAUUAUCUGAUGCAUUUGAUAAACGUGAAUCAUCAAGUGUUGAAUACAAAUCAAUACCUCCACCUUCAUUACCCAGUCCAUCAUGGAUUAAUUUAAGUAGUCAAAUGAAAAUGCCUAUACCAAAAUCUACAUUAUUAUGUACAACUUAUAUUCGUUAUUUAUCUCAUUAUCGUUCAUCAACUUGGUCAAAUAUAUCUUCAUUUCCUCCAUUGAUUCAGCAAGAUCAAAUAAAUCAUCAUCCAUUACUUGAUUUUAAUUGUGUUUCACAAGGUUUUUCAUGCUCAUUUUUAUCUGAACCUGUAUCAACAAUUCAAUCACGUCAACAAUAUUCAACAUAUAACCGAUCACGUUCAACAGCAACACCAACAAUGCCUUCAUUGAAUUCAUCAAGUAUCAUUGCAACUGAAAAAGAAAUGUGUCUUCGAUUUAGUGGAGCAUUAAAUAUACUAUUAACACCACUUAUGCUUGAAUGUAUAACAACAUAUAUUGAAACAUGGAAAACAUAUGAACUACAUCCAAUGUCUGUUCUUGAUGGUCUUCAUGUUCAAGCUCAAACAACAUCAAAUUUUCAAUCAACAUCAAUUGAUUUAUCAUCAACAAAAAUUUCUUUACAAUUACCAAAAAUAAAUAUUUGUUUAUUACAAGCUGGUUUAGCAGAAGAUCAUGUUCAAUUAACUGAAUUACAAACACCAGUUGAUAUUGUUACAAUGUCAUUAUUUGCUUUAUCAUGUAAACAAAUACGAAUGGAAACAAUUUUAUCUAAACGUGAUCAAUCAACAGCUGGUAUUUUUAAAAUUGAAUCAAUAACAGGACAAUUUCGUCGAUUUGAAAAUAAUUUUUCAUUAAUUGAAAAUGUUAAUAUUCAUGCUAUACAAUCUCAACGUUGUCGUUUACAAUUUCAUGUAUCAAAUGAUACUCAAACACAUUUACCAAUUGGUAAAAAUAGAAAAAAUGCUGGUUUUGUUAUGAAUGAAUUUGGUUUACAACGACUUUGUUUUAAAUUAAUUAAUAAUGCAGCUAAACAACAACAAGAAAGAACACAUUCAAUACCAAUUGUGGCGCAGAUUAAUGAAAUACAAACAAGUAAACCAUCAACUAAACAAAAAUCAAAAAGAAAACACUCAUCUGAACCAGUACCUCCAUCUUCUUCAACAACAGUUCCAACUGUCACAGUUUCACCAACACCAACUUCAUUAUCAAGUAGUGUAUUCGAUGGUUCAAUUGAUCAUGUAUGGAUAUCAUUUCCUGAACCUCCACGUCAUACACAUUCAACAUCAAAUUUACUCAAACGAUCGCAUACUAGUUCAACAACUACUACACAAGAAAUUCCAAUGCAAAAAAGAAAUCUUUCGUCAUAUACUCGUUAUGAUUGGAAUUUUCUUUCAACAUUAUCACCAACUGUUCUUGGUUGGUUUUGUGUUAUUGAUCGUGUAAAAAAACCUUGUAAUUACUUUAUUAAAAACCGUGAAAAACGUCUCGAUGCUAUUCUAGCUUAUUUUCUCAUUGAAAAAAUACAAGUAUCAACUAUAACACACAGUAAAUUGUAUAUGUUAUUUACACCUAAAACAAAAUAUCUUCUUUCACAUCCUGUUUGUCAACUUGUUACAGAAUUUCGAAAACAUUUUAAUAGAGAUACACAAGUUAAUAUUAAUCUUCAAUCAAAUACAAUACCAGAAAUAGAAAUAUUAAAACGAGGUAUACGUGAAUCAUGUCGUGCUUGGGCUCAAACAUUUAAAUUACAAGCACAAACAGAUAUACGUAUGAGUCGAAUACCAACAUCAUCACCUUUUAGUAGUAUACUAUCAGCAAAUAAUAAUGAUCAAGAACAAAUGACAGAUGCUAGACAAACAUCAACUAUGGUCAGUCAUUUCCAACAUAUUCGUGGACAUGAAUUUUCAGUAGGACAACCAUCAGUUAAAUCAAGACAACAUCAAAGUGGAAUAAAUAAUACAACGACAUCGAAUUCAACUGUUCGAAAACGUACAGCAGUACAUAAAACUCGAUCAAGUCCAAGUAAUAAAGAUACAAUAAUUGAAAUGAAUAAGAUGUCAUCAUCGAUACCAGAACGUCGACGUGCAUCUAGUUAUCUAGGUGAUGCUCUACGGCGUCUUGAACCAACUGCUAAUGUUAAUAAUACAGCUGGUUAUAGACGAUUAAGUAUUGGUGGUAAUGAAUUUGAUUUUGAACGAAAUACAAAUAAUAUUCGAUCAAGUAAUCGUACUCAUGGUGAUUCAUUUAAUGGAAUAACUUAUUAUACAGAUGCUAGUUCAGUUGAAGAAUUAUUUAAAAUAUUACUUGAAUAUGCUGGUGUAGAAUUAUCAGUUACAUCAUCAAUUGAACCAUUAUUUGAAAAAUUAGGUCAAACUGUUUUAGCAUCAGCACAAAUAAAACAAUUUGAUGUUAAAAUCUUACCAAAUGAACUUAUUAAUGAUCCUCAAUUGAUAAUACUAAAUCCAUCAGCUGAAUUAUCUAUACUUGGUAUAACAAAUUUAAAUGUUCAUAGUGUUUGUAAACAAUCACUUGAAUAUAAUGAAUUACAUUCAGCUAACGUUCAAGCUGGUAUACGUGUACAACAUGUUAAACAAGAAUUUAAUUUAUCAUUAUUACGUCUUGUUUAUCAAUUUUAUACAGUUGUUGGUAAUGCAUUUGAAUAUAUAAGUAUGGAUGAAAUAGGUAAAACAGAUACAAAUAUUGUUCAACAACAGAAUGAUUCAUUAAUAAAUCCUUCACGAAGAACUACAAUAAAUGAUAUUGAUAAUUUUGCUCAAAGAUCUUUUCAUUUAAAUACUCUUCAUAUUAAUAAUAACGAUUUAAUUAGUUCCGAAAGAGAAUGUUGGAAAAAAUUACGUGAACUUGUUGCUAUAUAUCAAACAUCAACAGAUAUAAAACAAUUACCAAUAAUAUUUAAACAACACAGAAGUCUUUCCGAAUUAUCAAAUGAUGAUAGUUUAGAGGAAAGUAAAACUGCAUCAUUUCAAUUAGUACAAAAAAAUAAUGAUGUAACAAAUGAAACACUUUUACUGUCAGCAUUUGGUUGGUUAAUUAUUGAUGAAAUAUAUUAUGCAGCUUCAUUAGGUAGUCUUAAAGUUGAUGGUUGUAUAGGAAAGGUUCAAGGAAGUAUUUCAUUAUCGCAAAGACUUCGAGCUUUACAAGCAAAUACAAAUAAUCAUAAUUCAAAAAAGUAUGAUGGAUCAUUAAUUGUUCAACUUGGUUCAACUUCUCUUUCUCUUAAAGAAACUCUUUCAACUUCUUCAGAUACUCUUCUUAAUAAUAGUACUUCUUGUUUAAAUGAAACAGCUUCUAAUACAUCAUCAUCAACUCGAGAAAUAUCUGUACUUGAUAUUAUUGUUGGUAAAUCUCGAGCAUUAACAUCUCUUCAAACUCGUAGUAUGAAUUUAAGAUUAAGUGGUGUAACAAAUAUAGGUACAAUUGCAAUGGAUGUUCCAUUACGACCACAAGAAGUUCAUGAUUUAGUUAAUCGUGCAGGUCGUUUAAUAACAUCAUACGUUCAAGAAUUUCUUCCUGAUGAUACACCAGAAUCAUCUACAAUAAUUCCAAAAACUAACGAUGAAUUAGAACAAAUAAAUACAAAAAUAAAUGAUACAGUUCAAGUUAUCAAUCUACCAACAACAUCUGAACAAAUUUUGGAAAAAAACCGUUUACAUGUUCAUCGUAAACAAAAAUUAUCAUCACAUUUACCAGCUGAUGUUUUACAAACUCAAACAAGUAUAUCAUCAGUAUCAAAAAAACCUAUAUUUGAAGUUCAUAUAAUAGCACAUUGUCAAGGAAUGACAUUUUCUACAACACUUUUAUCAACACUUAAAGCUCAAUAUAAAAUUGGUAUUGUUGAAGGUGUUGCAAAUCUUGGUACAACAACAUCACGUUUUACAGCUAUUGUUCAUGAACAUGCAUUACAUUUUUUAAAUAAUAAUAAUACAAAUAGUUUACAUCAACUUCCAACAGUUAGUUCAGAUAAUCAUGUACGAAUUGAUUUUCCACAAAUACGUUGUUAUGGAAAUUAUAUUAUUGAACAAGAACAAAAUAAUAAAUCAAAGGGACAUUUAAAUAUUCGUACAAAAAUUGAUUUACUUAAAUUAACUAUAACAUCCGAUUUUCUUGCACAAUUAGUUUUUGUUUCAAAAGUAAUUAUACAUGAAAUAAAUGAAAUACUUGCUAAAGUAUCAGGUGUUGAUCAAUUUCAAUUUCGUCCAACUGAAUCAAAACCUAAAGAUAACAAUUUAACAAUAUCAGAUAAUAAUAAUAAUAAUAAUAAUGAUAAUGAUUUUAAUUAUGAUGAUGAUGAACAAGAAAAAAUAUCCACAACACUAAUUAUAUAUAAAAUAAAUAUAUUAAUGAAAGGUUUUCAAGUUAUUGGACAAACACCAUCAAAUACAAUUGUUAAAUUUGAAAAUGGUGACAAAAAAGUACCUAUAUCCAUUAAAUUAACAAAUUAUGAUGAACAAAAUUCAUUUUUAUUAUAUAAUAAACCAUUAAUUAAUGCUUUAUUAAAUAUUAAACUUAGUUUAGGACAAUUAUUACAUACUGGAAAAUUUCAAGAUGCAGCUUAUUUUAAAACAAAAUUACUCUUAAAAAAUUCUUUUCAACUUGAUGAUCUUGAAAAAAAAGCUUAUUUUAUUCGUUUAAUUAAACCAAGCUUCUAUUGGCAAUCUGGUGCUAUUGAUAAAGGAAUUCUUUUUUGGUUAAAUUAUAAAAAUACAUACGAUUAUUGGAAUGAACAACGUGGGGCAUUUACAACCCCAACAACUGAUUCAACACAUAUACGUUCAUUAGUUAAUGUUCAACCAUCACCAGCAAAGAACAAUGAACUUAAUCUUAUGUUUCAAUUACAUAUUAUUGAUUUAGGUAUUGCAAUACCACUUCAACAAAUCGAUCAACCAACAAAAUUAUCAACAACAACAGAUAAUCAAUCAAAUCAAAUAUUAAAUCAACGACAAACAGCAACAACAUAUGAUGAAAGUAGUGAUUUUCUUGUAUUUACACUUGAUCAAACAACAAUAUCUGCAUGUUCAUGUGGUGCUAUUAUAAGUUCAGGUUCAUUUGAAGGUUUUUGUUUUCGUUUCGCAGAAAAUUUUCAACAAACAAAUCCAAAUUGGAAACCAAUACCUUCUUCAACAUCAUCAUCAAAUGUUAUUUUAAAUGCAUGUUGUGUACCAAGUGGACAAUACUCAAUGCAUUCACGUGCUAAACAUAUUGCAAAUUCAACUAGUCCAAAAUGGUUUUUAAAUGUUCAAUGGGAUAUGAAAGGUAUUGAUAUAAAUAUUGAUUCAAUUAUAAGUAAACGUUUUUCACAAUUAAUACGAACAAUAACAUCAACACAAUUAAUUGAACAUAAGAGUCAUAUAAAUAAUGAUGAUGAUUUAUCAAAAAAUUCAAAUUCAAGUCAUACACAAAAUGGUAGUACAAUGAAUAUUAAUGAUAUUAAAGAUCCAAGUGAAGAUGAUGAAAGAAGAAAAAGAUUAGAAUAUGAAUAUUCUAUAUUAGGACAAAAGAUUACAACAUUACAGUAA